Messenger RNA from Anisakis simplex (herring worm), 270 nucleotides. NCBI's taxonomy places the organism in Eukaryota, Metazoa, Nematoda, Chromadorea, Rhabditida, Anisakidae. The record is from the annotation of a GenBank genome assembly.
AUGAAAUGUAAAGAAGAUGGAUCAGAUGAAACAAGCGACGAAUAUGCAAAUCGCGUGGCUGCAUUGAUGGCUGAUAAACUCGGUUUGAUAAGCACACCAUACACAUGCUACGAUGCGGUCGAUGAAGCGAAACGUUUCUUGAACGAAAGCAAACAGCACACGACCAAUGCCAACGGCAAUACGUCAGCCCCCCAAGCAACAAAAUUCAGACGUAGCAACAAGCACUUAUCGAACGCACAGUUGGACAGUAUCACCAUGAGAAUCAAACAA